UUGUUUAUAUUCUUUAAUUCUGGUUCAAUUCAAAUAUAUAAAUACUUGCACGUUCGUUAUGACGAGUUCAAAGAACUAAUUAACUUGACGCCCGUCAAGAUAAUUGUAAUAAUCUCAUUCUCAACGCUGACCCGAGUGUACGCGCGCAGGGAAUUCCUUAAGCGGUGCGCUCGCGCAAUCUUUCGAUAUACCUACAUAUCUGUAAUUGUUGAAUACGCGUCAAAAAUGGAGUGUCAAAAAUGUAAAAAGAAUUUAGCUAAAAAAGGAUCUCACUUCAUUUGCCAAGGACCGUGUCAAGGAACUUUUCAUAGAGGUUGUGUUAAGGGUCUUAUGGCGGACAUAAAAAAUGGGAGGAAUCGGAUCUAUUGUAAUAACUGUGAAGACGAUGGAUCGGAAGAAGAAGAACAAGAGGAAUACUCACAGGACUACACUAAAAUUCUCAAGGACAUACAGCUAAAAGUGGCUGCUAUUCCCGGGUUCAAAAAACAACUUGAUUCCAUUACGCAAAGUUUGAGUAUGCUUUCCGAUAAGUAUGAUAUAUUGAUCGUAGAACAUGAACAAUCAAAAGAUAAAAUACAUAAGCUUGAGAAAACUAUCGCUGAUGUCAGCAACAAAAGCGUCUAUUUGCAAAAACAAAAUACCGCCCUCGAACAAAAAUUACACGAAUUCGAGCAGGCAUCUCGUAAAAACAAUAUUGAGAUUGUAGGUAUUGAACAGCUUCCCGGUGAAAAUGUCACAGAGAUUGUCUCAAAAAUAGGAGAUAUUAUCAAUGUGAGCAGUUCGGAUAUAGAAUGGGCUAGACGUACUCGAUCACGAAAAGAAAGUACCAAACCAGCGUCCAUUAUCGUGGGCUUUAAGACUACAGGUACCAGGUCGAGGGACAGCUGGCUUGCCCAACGUCGCAACUUAUCAGAAACGACGAGUAAUAUGAUUACAAAUGGUUCGGCUUUGAACAAAAUCUACAUAAACGAAGACUUGACUAAGAUAACGCGAGCCCUACUAUGGUGUACUAAGAAACAGCUCCAAGGAAUUUACAAAUACAUAUGGGUUUCGAACGGGAAAAUUCUUGUGAAGAAAUGUGAAGGUGAAAAAGCAAUAUGCGUGCGAGCUGAAAGUGAUAUUUGUGAUCUACUCAACAAAAAGUGA
Parnassius mnemosyne (clouded apollo) is the source of this 1146-nucleotide messenger RNA. NCBI's taxonomy places the organism in Eukaryota, Metazoa, Arthropoda, Insecta, Lepidoptera, Papilionidae. The record is from the annotation of a GenBank genome assembly.